Messenger RNA from Aegilops tauschii subsp. strangulata, 2972 nucleotides. Lineage: Eukaryota; Viridiplantae; Streptophyta; Magnoliopsida; Poales; Poaceae. The record is from RefSeq and is a predicted model, not a curated record.
UGUUCACUCUCAGUCUCUCCAGUCUCCGCCGCCCACGCGAGGUACGCCCAAUUCUCCAUGCCAUUCCCCAUUCCCCUGCUCGCCAGCUCCCCCUUUCCAUCUCAUAGGCCGCCCCUCCCCUUCGUCCCCAGAGGCGGCGCGAGGUCCGCACGCCCCUUCUCGUUGAUCCGGUCCCCGAAGUCCCCGAGGAGGCACUCGAGCUCGGCAUGGUCGUGAGCGACCCAGCGCAAGAGGCCGUCCGAGACGCGGUGGCGCAGGAUUCGUCUCAUCCGCAUCCGCUGCCGUGGCCAUCCCGCGUUGGCGUUGCCUGAGCACGGAGCAGGCCCCGACGCCUCACCAGCUCCGUGGUCCGGGCACUUUGCUUUCACCGGCGAGCUGCCCGUGCCUGCCCCCAGAUGCGCGUCUGCCCGCGGAGGGGGAAGAGUCGAACAAGCAAGCGCUGGUAGGGGAGGAGACGGAGAGGAGGUGGAAUGGGGUUCUGGCGGUGGGGAUCACCGCAGGCGUCGCGCUCAUCGUCGCCUUUGCCUGCUGCAAGAACUCCUGCUCCGCGCGCCAGUGGCAGCUGUGACCGGCAGCCAGUAACUUAGUUGGUUACAGAGGGAGUACAAAAUUGCAGAUAUAGCUUAACUCAACUGAUAGGACCAAGGGAUAUGUGAAAUUGACAAGGAAAAGAAAACUUCAGAAGUGAACACCUCUGAUAGAUGGGAAGAAGUCGAACCUGAAGAAGUGCACUGAAGAAUCGCAGCUGCGUGUGGCCGGUUGGUUCAGGGGACGCGGCGGGCGCCUGUGCAGGGCGGCCGCGGACGCGGGCGCGGCGGCAAGACCGGGGUCGGGGUAGGCUCUAUCUCUCCUGGGCACUGGCUACAAUCGGCAAUGGCGAUCAUGCACGGAGGCGACGGAGCGGUGCGGCGAGGUCGCCGUGCAAGCAGGAGACGCUGUUGGUGGGCGGCGUCUGACACCAGGUCGCCAUCGUGCCAGACGGUGAGAUCGAGGUCAAGGGCGUGGAGUUGCCUUAGAGCAAGUAUAAUAAGGCUGACUCAGCUGGCUAUAAGCCCUUCCACGUCAGCCAAAUCACAUCUGGAGGGGAGAGAAAGAGGGAGAGAGAAGCGAACGGGCGCUUCGUCAAGCGCCAGGCUGCAGCACAAGAUACGAGAGCUUUGCGCCCGCUUGCAGCCCGUGGCGAGCGCUAGAGCCGGCGCUCUCGAUCCCCUGCGCCUCUCCCGCCUCCCGCGCUUCUCCUUCCUCCUUCGCGCGCGAAAAUCAGCCCGUGCCGUCGCCCCAAAUAGCUUCCUCGCGCCAAAUCAAGCCUUCCAAAUUUCCCCAAAUCGGCACCUCUCCCGAACCCUAGAACUGUCGCCGGCGCACAUCAAGGAGAUGGGUCAGCAGUCCAAACGGACGCGCGCGCCGGCACCUCGUGAAGCCCCUCCACCAGCGCCUCUGCUCACCCCGCCGCCAGCGCAUCUCCUGGUCCCGCCGCCGGCGCAUCUGCUGGUCCCGCCACCGGCGCAUCUGCUGGUCUCGCCGGCGCCUAAGUCCACCCCGCCGCCGGGGAUCCCGUCGGCCUUCCCUUCAAAGCAGAGAACAAGCACUUGGAUCCCCACAAGACCACAAGAGUCUCUGGCGGCUAGUCUGCAGCAACCAAGUGAAUCGGGUCCUACGGCUCAAGGUCCUUGCUGGGCACCGCCUGCUUGCAUCGGUGACUCUACAUCACCUUGGUACAUGGCUGGCAAUAUGGACUACUCUGAUCCACAAGUAUGGGGAGUGGAUUCUCACCCACCUGGUGGUUACCUUAGUUACUUUCAGAACACGGCAUUGAUUGCUAGGAAGUAUUGAUUGCAUGCAUUGGCGAUGGGAGAAGUGUCCUCUUGCAUGGAGGGGGCAAUUCACCCGCGGCGAUUAUGGAGUACCAACGAUGAUCCUAGAAGCCGUUGCUUCCCAGGACCUUCGUAUUUGGCAUGCUUUUUUUGGAGUUGCUGGGUCAAAUAAUGAUCUGAAUGUGCUCAAUCAAUCCCCACUGUUUUUUGAUGCAUUGAAAGGAGAAGCCCCUCAAGUCCAAUUUUCUGUCAAUGGGAAUGAGUAUACCACAGGUUACUACCUUGCUGAUGGUAUAUACCCAGAAUGGGCUGCCUUCAUGAAGACUAUACCACUUCCCCAAAUAGAGAAGCACAAGUUGUUUGCCCAGAAGCAAGAAGGGGCAAGGAAAGAUGUCGAGCGCGCUUUUGGGGUAUUACAGUUCCGUUUUACCAUUGUCCGUCGGCCUGCACGUCUAUGGAAGAGAAAGAGUGUUGGAAGGAUCAUGAGGGCUUGUGUGAUUCUCCACAAUAUGAUAAUCGAAGAUGAGAGAGAGCAGGCAAAAAUUCAUAUUGACUUGAAUGAGAUUCCGGGGGCUUCAUUUGCUCUACCUCCCGAAGUGAAUGUUGGUGGUAAUCUAUGUUUCGCAGAUGUGUUGCGUAGAAAAGCUACUAUUCGUGCUCGUCCACAGCAUGCCCAACUUAAAAGUGAUUUAGUCGAGCAUAUCUGGCAUAAGUUUCAAAACAGCCAUCAUAAUUAAUCAUGGUGGAAUAUUGAUAUCUGCAUGUUCAUAUUCCUUUUUUUACUGUAACCUUGAUAUCUUACAUGCAUUUUUAUUUCAGGAGUGAGCUGUGAUGUGGUGAUUGCGGCAGCUGUUACUUAUAGUGGUUGAAGGUUAUUGAUGCAAAUGAGUGGUUGCUCCUUUCCAGUGAAGUACCCUCCAUGCUUUGUGACUUUUGUCAUCGUCCAGAUCAAAACUAUGAUUGUUGCUUGUGGUCGUGAACGGCUUGUUUGCCGGAGAUGUUAUCUAUUAUGUUUGCUGAAUGCUUUCUUAAAGACUUAUGUAAUCUUAAGUAAUUACUCAUGAUGCUAUGGAGUAGUAUGAUGCUGUGUGACAUGUUUGGAGUACUAUGAUGCUGUAUGACAUAUGUUUGUUGCCUAAAUGCCAGUCAGUCUUCCUA